AUGGUGACCAGCUUUGAGACUGCAGCUCCGACCACGAAAGACCACAUUGCUGUACAGCGCAUAAAUGUUAAAAGCAUACCAGCAUUUCCCUUAUCCUCACCGCCAACAGAACAGUUAACCUCUUUCAAACCGAGCAAUGCCGAAACCGUACACUCUUCUGGAUAUCCUUUCCUUUCCACAACCACCUUUGCCUCCAGCUCUUCCGAUGACGAUAGUGGCUCUUCAAGUGGGCUCGAUGAAUUUCAGCUCGAAAGAUAUAGCCAGUCGAAGACAGAAACUCGCCCCGCACAACGGACCUAUCGAAAACAAUCCAUCCGGGACAAGCCUCGACAACGACCGGGACUGAACAUUGUCACCAACUUUUCGAAUUCAGGGAAGCGAACACAUACUGACGGACUUUUAAUGAAUCAAGUACAAUCUCAGAGACCCCGAAUGAAGCAAAGAUAUGCAACCUCUGUCGUCUCAGCCAAGGCAGAACAUGGACAUCAUUUAUUAUACGAGGCUUUCCAGCAUAAGCAGUUUCACGAUAACAGUAGCGGCUGGAAGCCUACAUCAAAAACAGAGAAUCCCAGCAAGUCGGAAAAUCUUAAACGAGCUUUGGGCCGCGAAGCACUUACAAGGCUACAGGCGUUGCAGGCGGCUAGGAAGAACGCUACAAAAUAUUCGGAACAUUCCUCAAAUGAGGUUUUCAAGUUAGAUGGUGACCCAAGUGUUUCAAGAGAUUCUGAACCUGGACGGCCACUGGCCAUUCAAGACUUUCAUUCACCGGAUAAAAGGUCAAUCGUCAUAGGGUUAUCGUUACCCGAGGACGAAGCUGAAGCCCACAGGCUUAAUAACGGUGGAGAUAGUGCACUAUCCAUGUAUACGCCCGAUACCCCCGCCAUUGUUGUUACCCCUGCAACAGAUAAUGAGGCAUGGAAGACAACUACAGCAUCCACAACCAGGUCGCCUCCUAGCCUCUACUCCACCGCUCCCUGGGCUGAAAACGCAGUGUCCCGUCAGGACUUGCCUCCAGUGCCGAAGAUCCCAUCAAGUCUCUCGGACAAGCUAGUUACCAAUAGUGUAACUAAAAGCGGCAUUACGACUCAGCAUGACAACCACGAGCACGAAAAAUCCCCUGAGCAGAAUUUUGACGACGAGCAAAAUGAUAACGACAUUGAUCAUAUAAGGAGAGCCUCCUCUGAAAGCAAAGAGCACAUCCUUAGCUCUCAGAGUGAUGGUGGGAGACACAAAUCGCAAGGCUGGUGGAAUCUGAUGCUCUCACCAAUGUUAUCAAGAAAGGGCACUCUUAAAAGCAUUGGUACACUUGACCAGGCGACUCCACCCCUUCCCUCAAUGCCAAACUAUAUUCAGACUUCAAAAGGCAUCACAAGCUCUCCCGUCUCUGCUCAAUCGCCAGGAACUCCACGCCUAUUUGGGCUAGCAAGUGCCAGAGCAAGCGUCUGGUCUAGAUGGACGACAUGGGAGAAAUCACGCGAUGGUAACCUCCAUUCAAAUGAAAAGACAGAUUCAUCUCCAACCUUGACGGAACGAAGACAUGUGGCAGACAACUCGAAUAAGGUGCUACCGGAAUCUUUUUCAUCUUCAGGCAAAGGACAUGCUGCUGAGUAUUAUCAUGCCUGCGCAGUUGAUCAGGUGAAAGGAGUCAAGUAUUUCGAAUGUCAAAAUCACUCCUGUUCUGAACAGCUUCCCAAGCUGCGCUCUAUUUUUGACUCGAGGUCGCUUGCGGUCAUCUCACCUGAAGAUAGUGGCGAAGCUCGAUCCGCUCCCCAGAACCAAGUAGAUCGCACGGAAGAUCCUGCCACUGUUGAAAGAGCCUGGAGCAGUAUCACAAUUCGAACAGAACCCGAGGAGUUGUCACCCAACGUCCGCCAAGCAAACACGGCAGCUGUUGUUCAAGCAAAAUCGAUUGAUUCACUGGCGAAGAUGACCCCCACUUUUGAGCAGGAAACGGAGAAUAAGAUUCCGGUUGAGGAGGCUCCCACAAAGGCAAACAUUGCCACCCCAAAGCAACCAACGCCGCCUCAGAGAAGCGUUUUGCCUCGUGACCUCAAAUCUCCGAACAUCGCAACAGUGAUCCCCUUGAGCCAUGUCCAGCCACUGGUCCAUUCUCCUGGUCCAGUAUCACCAGGAAUGGAGCAGACCAUGUCGUCACGGGGAGCUGUUCCCAUGGCAGAGAUAGCCUCGGCCCCUGUCCAAACAAGUCCUCCAGAACAAACGCAAGUAACCGCUCACCCGGACCCGUGGAGUCAAAUCCAACCAUCUUCUGUUACUGUACACAAUCAUACCACUUACACAGAACGAACAGUGUCUCGGAAUCCGUUCCUCAGCGAAAUGGAAAGGAGGGAAGAAGCAACGUCUCGGCCAAUGCCUGUGGCCAAUGUUCCUGGCCCAACUCGGGAAUCACCGGCUAAAGUCGUAGAUUCAAAGCCAGAAUCUCAACAGCAAGCCAAGAAGGGGACCAGCCUUCUUUCGAAACUCAACUGCCUCCGGAGAAUGAAGAUGUCCGAGCCUGACCAGCCGAACAAGCCGAGAAAGCGUUACUGGACCUGGGUCAUCGCUGUGAUCCUAUUUCUUAUCAUUGUUGCAUGUGUUCUGACAGCUAUGCUGCUAACACGCACUGGAAACGGCACGCCUGUACAAACUCAAUGGCUAAACCUUACAGGAUAUCCCCCUAUGCCUACCGGUAUCUCGACCAUUGCGCGACCAGAUGUAAAACAGCAAUCUCAAUGUGUCGCCCCUUCCACUUUAUGGAGCUGUGCUUUACCAAAGGAGAACCAGGCGGAGAUUACGCCCAAUGCCCCUGAUCAGCCGAAUUUUCGCUUUCAGAUCGCAUUUCAGAAUGGUACGGUGCCUUCGAAUAUGACUAUUCCAGUGGACAAAACAUCAAGGAGGUCGCCCGCUUUGAAUACUCGGGCCAAUGAUCUAUUCUCAGGCGAUAUGUUUGAGCCCAAUCCUCAGCCCCCCAGCCGUGCCGAUCAGAUCUUCAUGGGUAAUACUACAGACAACAUCACUCAGCCAUUUGACGGAGAGAAGACACCAUUCUUUAUCACAUUUGUGCCAGUCUUUCCCGUAGAUCCAACUAAUAGCACAGAAAUACGCUCAACCACAUCGACAUCCCGGCUACGAACACGACAAGACAGCAACGACACAGAUUCUAUUCCAGCUCCAGACGUCCUCGAUGAUGGGAGUGCCGCACCUGCCAAUCUGCUUCCAAGCGAUCCCUACCCCACUUCACAACCCAUCAAGCUCUAUAAUCGAGGCGCACAAGAUGAGCAUUAUGGAUUUUACAUUUACUUCGAUAAAUCGAUCUUCCUGCGUUCGCGGGCCCCGUUCAACGGUUCCUCAUCUGCGAAUGCUAGUGACAUCGACCCUGCCGAUGAGGAUGGAGGCUCGACGCGCAACGAAGCACAAUUUCGCUGCACAUUCAGCCAGACACGUUUCUUAGUGAGAAUGUGGACGAAUCCGGCGUUUGGCGCGACACUUCUGCCUCCUCUAACUGACGCAAAUAGCACAAGAGGAAGUGAGAGCAAGGUCAACUCAGCUACUGACUUCAGCCGACCAGGCUCGUUCCCCUAUCCAACGACCCUCACCCUCGACAGACAUGGGGGCAAUGUCAACAAGAAAACAGCAUACUGCUACGGUGUCGACGGGUUGCAGGUCAUCCAGGCCGAUAUCAAGACUUUGAUCCCCGAAGCGAGGGGCAUCAACGGUAAUCUGAUCAACGCGGCACCUAGAUUGGUCGACGGCACGGGUUUAGAUGACGGCUUUGACCAGGAUGCUGGUGGUAUCGAUGGUGGCACGGGUGGGUGUGAUUGUAUUUGGCAGAAUUGGAGUUAA
This is a messenger RNA of Exophiala aquamarina CBS 119918, 3840 nucleotides long. RefSeq lists its product as uncharacterized. The record is from RefSeq and is a predicted model, not a curated record. The transcript has a single exon. NCBI's taxonomy places the organism in Eukaryota, Fungi, Ascomycota, Eurotiomycetes, Chaetothyriales, Herpotrichiellaceae. The coding region runs from base 1 to 3840 and encodes 1279 amino acids.